CUGCUUAUAUCAUGGCGGGUGGACCAGCUGAGCAAGGCCAAAGCGAUGCUCAGCUGAAUGAAGAAGUAGAUUCGUUGAAGCGAAAGCUUGAAGAUGAGCGUAAUAAGCUUUCCGAUGAAGACUGUUAGUUGUGUAAAAUUUUUUUAUAUGCCAGUGGUCACUGCAAGUCAACACCUAGAUACUGUUCCAUCAUUGAACAUUCGGAUUAGGAGAGUUUUGAAAGGACACCAGGGAAAAGUACUGAGUCUUGCAUGGUCUUUGGAUAAAAGGCAUAUUGUAAGCUCGUCACAGGAUGGGAGAAUUAUAGUGUGGGAUGGAUUUACGGUAUCAAAAGAAUACUCGAUAUCUAUGCCAACUACCUGGGUAAUGUCUUGUGCAUACAGUCCUUCUGGAAAUUUCGUUGCUUGCGGUGGUUUGGACAACAAAUGCACUGUAUAUCCGCUGACUUCAGAUGAGGAUCCUAUUCUCAAGAAGAAACUUGUCGCGACGCAUACCUCAUAUUUGUCUUGUUGUUUAUUCAACAUAUCUGAUCACCAGCUGCUAACUGGAAGUGGAGACAGCACUUGUGUUUUAUGGGAUGUGGAAUAUGCACAGAUAAUUCAAAGUUUUUAUGGGCAUUCUGCUGAUGUGUUGAGUGUCGCACUGUCACCGUCUGAAUUCGGGAGGACUUUCGUCUCUGGGGGCUGCGACAGGUGUGCCAACGUCUGGGAUAUGCGUACAGGACAGUGUGUACAGGUGUUUCAAGGUCACGAAUCGGAUGUCAAUAGUGUCAGGUUUUUCCCAGUGGUGAUGCCUUUGCUACAGGCUCAGAUGAUGCAACUAUCCGCUUGUUUGAUCUUCGUGCUGAUCGUGAAGUUUGUGUAUAUAAGAAAGACAGCGUCAUUUUCGCAUGCAACGCAGUCGACUUCUCCCUAAGUGGUCGUCUCCUCUUUGGUGGAUACAGUGAUCAUGCCAUGAACAUAUGGGAUGUACUCAAAGGUCAACGUAUUAGCAUCCUUUACUGUCAUGAAAAUCGUAUUUCUUCCUUACGCGUCAGUCCAGAUGGGACGGCUAUAUGUACUGGCAGUUGGGAUACAACCCUAAGGAUUUGGGCUUAAUCAUUCGCAUUAUCAGGAAAUUGGUUAGUAUUUUUAACCCUCAUACUGUGGAGUUGAUCUAAACAUUCAUGAUACAUAGGUUCACUGUAAUGUUUAAGUACCAAUGAUUAUUCAACCUUUGCAUUUACUGAACAAAAACAAACAGUCUGUGACUUGUUUAUUUUCAAAGUUUUUCUUUCUCCUAUGCUUUUCAUGUACUCUUUUCAUUCGUUUUUCUUUUGAUUUCGUCUUUUUAAUUUAUCUGACCUUUUAAGUGCUGUUACUUGUUUUAUUUCUUCGAACAUUUGUUCGAAUUAUGAUAUUUACUAUACAAUUUAAAAUUUAAAGCUAAUAGAUGAAUCUUUUCAUAUCUUUCCUAUUUUAUAAACAGUAACUAGUCAUGCAAUAUUAACAACUAAUUUCCACAUUGUAUCUUGUUUGUAAAACAGAUAAAACUGAAUUUUUCAGUUGAAUUGCAUUCUACUUGCCUAUUUCUUCUGUUGUAUUAAUUGUAUCUGUGAUUUCAUGCCUUUAUAUUUUUAUGGGGCAUGUUCGGCGCAGUGGUUUUGUCAGUGUAAACAUUCAUUUUUGUUUUUUUUCAGUAAGUAAAUAGAUUCCUUCUCAUC
This is a messenger RNA of Heterobilharzia americana, 1702 nucleotides long. NCBI's taxonomy places the organism in Eukaryota, Metazoa, Platyhelminthes, Trematoda, Strigeidida, Schistosomatidae. The record is from the annotation of a GenBank genome assembly.